AUGGAGUGGUUAGGACAGGCAAAGAUCGAGUUCACCCAUGCUCCGUCGCCCAUGGCCAUCAAGGAAAAAGAUGGGACCAAGACGGAUCUCUUACAGAUCUGCGAGAAAAACACUCCGCCUUGCACUCUCAAUCCCUGGCUGUUCAACGGGCACCUUCAGACUCUUUGGACGGCCACCAAGCCUCAUGGGCCCAAGAUAUUCUACCGCCGCAGAAUCUUCGAGGCGGAAGAGAAGGCUUUCCGAGGCAGCUUUGCUGUCGACUUUGUCGUCGAGCCACACGAGGAGCAUGACAAAUCCCUGCCGUGGAGGACAGUCCAUUACACCGACGAGGAGCUGAAGACCAUGGGCUCAGACGAUAGCAAGCCCAUGCUUGUUGUCCUCCAUGGCCUGUGUGGCGGCUCCCACGAAGUCUACCUUCGAUCAGCCAUCGCACCCCUGCUUGGCGAAGGCGGCUGGGAAGCCUGCGUUAUAAACUCGCGGGGAUGCGCCAAGAGCAAGCUCACGAGCGGUAUCCUGUACAAUGCCCGUACCACUUGGGAUGUGCGACAGACGGUGAAAUGGCUGCGCAAGACCUAUCCGAAUCGGCCGUUAUUCGCCAUUGGCUUCUCCCUUGGCGCCAACAUACUCACCAACUACUGCGGCGAAGAGGGCCCCAACUGCUUGUUGAAGGGAGCCGUCAUCUGCUCGAACCCCUUCAACUUGGAAAUAUCCAGCAAGUUUCUGCAGGGCAGUUUACUCGGCAAGGAGGUUUAUCUCCGCUCAAUGGGGUCCACAAUGAAGGAGCUUGCAGUCACGAACAGAAAAGAGCUUGAAAUGUAUAGCGAUCUCGACAUGGCAGCCAUUGACAAGGUCACAUACCUGUUCGAAUUUGAUCGCGCGGUCCAGUGCCCGACCUGGGGUUACCCAACCGAGGACGCCUACUACCGUGAUUCCUCGUCAGCAGAUUCCGUCCUGUCGAUCAGGAUACCUUUCAUGGCUCUCCAUGCAACCGAUGAUCCGAUUGCCAUCCGCCAGGCGAUUCCUUACCAGGAAUUUCGAGAGAACCCGAGCACGGUUCUGGUCACGAGCUCGCUCGGAGGCCACCUCUGCUGGUUCGAAUCCGGCGGUGGUCGCUGGUACCCUCGCCCGGUGUGCAACUUCCUCAACCACAUGGCGUUUAAUGUCGACCUGGACAGCGUCAAGCCACUGGAGGACCCUCAAUCAAUGGUGAAGCCGCUGCGGAACCUCAAGUACGAUCCCAUGCGUCGCAAGUUGGCCGUUGCCCAGAAUUAG
Molecule: messenger RNA, 1272 nt
Organism: Hirsutella rhossiliensis
Lineage: Eukaryota; Fungi; Ascomycota; Sordariomycetes; Hypocreales; Ophiocordycipitaceae
Product: alpha/beta hydrolase fold domain-containing protein
Exons: 7
Coding region: 1-1272 (423 amino acids)
Biological process (GO): medium-chain fatty acid biosynthetic process; medium-chain fatty acid catabolic process
Molecular function (GO): monoacylglycerol lipase activity; acetylesterase activity
Source: RefSeq, a predicted model, not a curated record